AUCCAUAAUAAAUGUUUUUAAACUAGUUUAUAUUUGCUUUGAGGGUUUACCUAUUAAGCAGGAGACGACUUAAAAUGGCAUCCCUGUUCGCUUGUCUAAAAACAGGAAGUAGGCUAAGGGGCACAGUUGUUGGUAAAGCUAAAGUUCUGCUGCUGAUGGUCCAUUGGUCCAGCUGAUUGUGGCCGCUCUCAAACAAUACUAGCUAUAAUGAGCGAGGAGCUAGGUGUCCGUUUCGACCCAAGAGAGCACCAGCACCUGCGUUACAACCCACUGCGAGACAGCUGGGUCCUGGUGUCGGCCCACCGCAUGAAGAGACCCUGGGCUGGUCAGGUGGAAAAACCUCCUGAGGAGCACAUACCUAGAUAUGAUCCUCGCAACCCUCUCUGUCCUGGGAACACGAGAGCCAAUGGAGAGGUUAAUCCAAACUAUGAUAGUACUUUUGUGUUUGGUAACGACUUUCCUGCUCUUGAGCCAGAUGCUCCAGAUCCUAGUUUGGAUCAGCAUCCAUUAUUUCAGUCAAAACCUGCCAGGGGUGUCUGCAAGGUCAUGUGUUUUCAUCCCUGGUCUGAUGUCACCCUCCCUCUCAUGAAAAGACAGGAGGUUGUCAAGGUGAUUGACAAGUGGGCGGAGCUCGUAGAGGAACUCGGUGCCACAUACCCAUGGGUUCAGAUCUUUGAGAAUAAGGGAGAAAUGAUGGGUUGUUCAAACCCACAUCCUCAUUGUCAGGUGUGGGCCAGCAACUUCCUGCCCAAUGAACCGGCUUUGUCAGACCGCUGCCAGAGAGCGUACUACCAGAAGCACGGAGAGCCGUUGCUGCUGCAGUACGCUAAACAAGAAGCAGAGAAAAAGGAACGCAUUGUGGUGGAAAGUCAGGACUGGUUGGUGGUGGUUCCUUACUGGGCAACGUGGCCCUACCAGACGUUGCUUUUACCACGACGACAUGUCCUCAGAAUUAAUGAACUCACAACAAAGGAGAGGGAAGGUCUGGCAGAUAUUAUGAAGCGACUGUUAACCAAGUAUGACAAUCUCUUUGAAGUCUCCUUUCCUUACUCAAUGGGCUGGCACGGGGCCCCAACUGGUACUUAUUCAAAAGAAGACAACUCCCACUGGCAGCUUCAUGCUCAUUACUACCCUCCUCUGCUGCGUUCAGCCACAGUUAAAAAGUUCAUGGUGGGGUACGAGAUGCUCGCCCAGGAGCAAAGGGAUCUCACCCCAGAGCAGGCUGCCAAGAAGCUAAGAAAUCUUCCGGAGGAGCACUACAAAACAAGGGAGAACAGUGAAAAAGAAGAACCGAACAAGUCAAAAUGAAACAAACUUCUUAAUGAAGAGAAGGGUUGUGUUUAAAGGCGUACAAAUCUGCAAAACUGACCAAAUUUAAUCAGCGUUUAGAAAUAGUAUAUCUUUUAAAACACAUACACAUGCUCAUCUAUCUUUUUAAUGAACCAUGCAUUUUUGUGUGUUUUUAGUACUGUAACAUGAACAUUAUACGGUAUGUGCCUUUUUUCUGGUGAGUUUUCGGCUGCUUUGUACUAAAGUAGUUUAUAUUUGUUAAGGCUUUUGUAUACAGAAAACUGGCACCAGACUUUUCAAAGUGAUUAUGAACUGGAAAUAAAAUGGUUUCGAUAAAUGA
Messenger RNA from Austrofundulus limnaeus, 1630 nucleotides. It is a transcript of the gene galt, whose product is annotated as galactose-1-phosphate uridylyltransferase. Gene Ontology annotation, biological process: beta-D-galactose catabolic process via UDP-galactose, Leloir pathway. Lineage: Eukaryota; Metazoa; Chordata; Actinopteri; Cyprinodontiformes; Rivulidae. Gene Ontology annotation, cellular component: cytoplasm. The transcript has 11 exons. Bases 208 to 1308 code for a protein of 366 amino acids. The record is from RefSeq and is a predicted model, not a curated record. Gene Ontology annotation, molecular function: zinc ion binding; UDP-glucose:hexose-1-phosphate uridylyltransferase activity.